AACUCCCGAUUUAAAAAAAAAAGUUACAAGAGAACAUUUUUCGGAAGUGUAUUAUAUUAGGGAGAAACAAAUGUACUGUAUCCAGUUCAGUGGAAACCCGGAAGGUUAUGGGAACGAAUACAUAUUGUGGUCUGGUUAAGAGUUACAAUCACGAUUUGCAGCGAUUCAUUUUGUAAAAGGAUGAUGUGAAUGUUCUGAUCUACGACAAUGUUGGGCAUUACUAGUGAAACAAAUUUUACAUAUGUGUUGACGUCGUGAGGUGAACAACACGGGUGCUAUUCAUCACUGUCACAUUCAUUAAACUUCAUCUUCUGCACCGGAAUUCCAGAAAGAAAAACCAAUGAGACACGUUUAUAUCUACUGCUACCUCCACCUUAGCUUGGACUGCCUAUUGAACAAUGAGGCAUGGCUGUCACUCUUUCUUCUGUGUUGCCUGAGUGUUUUCAUGCCUAAAGCUGUUGCUGAAGCAGUUCCAACGCAGUUCAGGAAAAUGAUACAAAUAUUGAGUAACACCAAUUUCAGCACAUUUUAUAAUUCUAAAACUGCUUUGUACACUCCGGAAAUUCCUGAAAAUGAAAUCUGUUACAAUGCCUCGCUGAAUUGCUUUUUUCUAGAGAUGCACGUUUUUUUUUUUGAACAUGAAGAAAACCCACUUUCAAUUCUGGAAGAUUAUAUAACAGAAAUUAAACCAGUGGUUCACGGAGGCUGCACAGAGUGUGAAGAAUUUACAGAAAGAAAUUGUGAAACUUUUCUUAAUGAGUUCAUGUCAUUUCUACAAUUUCUGCAAUUACCGAGAAAGAAAAGUAAAACCUAAAUAAUUCUGAGCGACCUGAAUUUAUUGAUAUAAUGUAAUUGCUUUACUACACACCUUUAAACACUCUCUGAACAUUACUUACAAACAUUUUGAUAUCUGCAUUGCCUUUUAACACCUUUCUGCAUGUGUGCAGAGCUUUUGAAAUUGGGAUUUUGGUGUAAAAAAUCAACAACUUCCAUCACUUAAAUAUCAUUUGUCUUAUUUGAAUGCCCAGAAAUCAGAUGAAAACCCAUUUCAUUUACUGUCAGAGAGUGGAGACACCUCAGGCACACAGUACAGGCUAGAGAUGCAAGAUGGUCCUUGUUUUUUUUCAAAUAAUGGAAUACUAUAUGAAGAAUUGUUUAACCUUUCGUUGUUCACCUGCUUUUUGAAUGAUAUCACAACUGAUGGAAUUAUGUCCCACAAUCCAUGUAUACACAUGCUGGCUGUACUUUUAUUUGAAAAACUACAUAUAGCAUAAUUCAUCCAUGGCUCAUGAAUAGCAUGCUCUAACAGAAUAAGUAAACUUUCAGUUCAAUAAUAAAGCAUGACAAAGUAGAAGCGCAAAUUUCUUAUUUGUUUGUGUUUUUGUCCAUGGUAGAAAUGUAGACCUGUGUAUGCACAGUGAGUAAUAUACGCUAGUUUUGACAUACCACUGUAAAUAUUUGUACAUAUGUUUAAAAAAUUCCAAUAUAUAGUAUUUUGUAUACGUGAAAGGCAGCUACUAUCAUAUGUCUGGAUAAUAAAACUGAUAUAGCCUACUAAACUUUGAAUCAAUGUUCAUUUAUUUGGAACACAACACAGUGAAUGUGUUAAGUGACUGAGCGGCUCAUAGCGAGAAUUUCCCCGCUCACUCAGCUCACUGAUGAAAUCUGCUCAGGGG
Molecule: messenger RNA, 1676 nt
Organism: Polyodon spathula (Mississippi paddlefish)
Lineage: Eukaryota; Metazoa; Chordata; Actinopteri; Acipenseriformes; Polyodontidae
Gene: il15
Product: interleukin 15
Exons: 6
Coding region: 341-814 (157 amino acids)
Biological process (GO): positive regulation of immune response; positive regulation of cytokine production; neutrophil activation
Cellular component (GO): extracellular region
Molecular function (GO): cytokine activity; cytokine receptor binding
Source: RefSeq, a predicted model, not a curated record